Owenia fusiformis is the source of this 749-nucleotide messenger RNA. NCBI's taxonomy places the organism in Eukaryota, Metazoa, Annelida, Polychaeta, Sabellida, Oweniidae. The record is from the annotation of a GenBank genome assembly.
UAGCUAUCCAUAAAUGUCACUGUGUUAAAACCAAUUUAUAUCAAAAUCCAAGUGAAUAUCAGGAAAUGAAUACCAGGAUCUUAAAAGACACGGAUCAUUAGCUCUAGGGUCAUUCAGUAAGGAAACGUUGAUGCAGGAAUUCAUACUAUAUGAGAACGAAGUGUAAAAGAUCAACUAGACAAGAUUCAAAAUGCUCAAACAGACAUUAGGGAGUGCAAUUUUUCUGUUUUGCCUUGCGUUCAACCUCAGUAAUGCUCUCACAUGUGCACCAUGCGAGAAUGAAGAUCUGGAAGAAUGUGAACCUCUGGAAGAGUUGAAGAGCCACUGUGAGCCUAAGAUGGGAGUCUGGUGUGACUGUUGUGAUCGCUGUGCUUUAAAAGAAGGACGUGCCUGCAACACUUAUGAAGUUGGAUGUGAAAGUCAUUUGGACUGUGUAGAUAUAAAGGGAACUGGAAUGAUAAAGAAUGAGAUAAAAUGGCAUGACUUUCGUUUCAAAGGAAAAUGUACAGACCUGCAGAAAGAAGGACUGAGAAAAUUUACUGACAGAUAUGGUCGUCAAUGGAUUGAAGGAAGUCAGCUUUAUAGGAAACCACCUAACCCCUGGUUAAACUAAUAAAUAAGAGUACAUUUGGAGUAUUGCAUCUAACCUCAUCAACUAUUCAGGGAUCUAAAUUGAACUGAUAAACUAUAUGUGGUAUGUCAUGGCUAGAUGAGCUAAUCAGACUGUAAUAAAAAUGUCACUUCCUAAA